AUGACUUCGACGCAUGAAUUGACCAAGGCUCAAAUUGACAAUCUCAAAGCGGCAACAGGUAACAGCGAGGAAGCUGUUCUUCGAGCUUUUGCGGCAAUGAAAAAUAAAUAUCCAAGUGGUGGAAUGGCAGAGGAUCAGUUUCUUGAAAUGAUUAGAGAUCCUUCAUCAGGUGUCAAAUCUACAGAAAUCGAUAUGGCUAAACUCAUGUUUACUAUUGCUGAUCGUGAUAAAUCAGGCAAGGUUGACUUAUAUGAAUAUUUGUUGACCAUUGCAUUACUGUGCUCAGAUGAUCCGAAACCAGUGCUUCAAACACUCUUCAUCGCUUGUGAUGCAAAUAGCAAUAAUUUUCUUACUCGAGACGAAGCUCGGGAUAUUUUCUCAGCAUUUUUUCGACUCAUGGGGGCUCCCUCUGAUAGCGUUAAUCAAGAAGAUCCAUCAUAUAGCCAAGAGAAGCUCAAUAGUAUUAUAGAACAGAUUUUUGGUGACAAUACAGAAAUAACAGAAGCAGAAUUUCGACAAGCCUGUAUUGAAAACAAAGACGUCGAGUCGAUCACCGGAGAACUUCACCUUAUCUUACUUGUAUCUCUGACAAGCAACGCUAAACGAUUCGAAGAACGGCGUUUUUCACUUAUUCCUCGCCCCUAA
This is a messenger RNA of Rotaria socialis, 645 nucleotides long. NCBI's taxonomy places the organism in Eukaryota, Metazoa, Rotifera, Eurotatoria, Philodinida, Philodinidae. The record is from the annotation of a GenBank genome assembly.